CGCGGCGCGGCGCCCACAAAGGUACUUUGCUUGCAGCGACUGGCAGCGUCCGGCGCGCCCCUCGUGCCUGGCGCGCUAUAAGACAAGCGGGCUUGGGCCCCGAUCCAGGCAUCCAUCACCUCGCCAUCAGCGAGGAGCGCACAGCUGACAGCAGAGAGCUGGCAGCAGCCAUGGCCGGGGGCUCCGGGAAGGCGACCUACUACGCGGUGCUGGGCGUGGCUUGUGACGCAUCCGCCGCCGAGAUCCGCUCCGCCUGGCGCCGCCUGUCCCUGAAAUGGCACCCGGACAAGCUGAAGGGGGCAGGAGAUAACCCUCGUCUGAAGGAGCAAGCCCUGGCCAGGUACCACGAGAUCCAGGAGGCCUACAAAGAGCUGUCCGACCCGUCGAGGAAGGCCAUGUACGACGCGGCCCUGCUCAGGCAGCAGCGGUUCGACGAUGCUGCCCACGGUCGCGACACCGUGGACGAGCUGUCGGACAUGGUCGACAAGCUGGAGAUCAAGAUCGUCAAGAGCUCCUCCUCGUCGGCUCGCACCGGCCGGCCAGCUUCGGGACGGAUCGACCUGUUCUUCACCUUUACCACCGCGGCGGCGGCGCCGCCCCCCGGAACGCCCGAUGUGCAGGCUCCUCCUCGGCCCCGCGCCGCCGUUCCUCCCAGCACAGGAUGCUACAGAGUACUAUCUUCGGGGCCAGGCUGCGGCAGUACCGCAAAGACUAGCUGUUCCGUUGCUGGCCCCGGCGGGCCCCCGUGCUGAGAGCUGAAGAGAAUAAUCGUAGCCUAGCCUAGCUUGCUCGCUCCUAUAUGCAUGUAUCCUAGUGCUGGGCUACCAAAGUUGCCUGUCCAGCAAUGGUGGACAUUCAUCUGGUACCCGCGAGUCCCGUAUAACAAGAGAUGUGUGCUAUGAAUCCACCAGGCUUAUCUGCUAGCAGUGUGUGGCAUCACCCAAGAAGUAUUUGGAUGUACUUGAUCUUUCAAAAAUCAAACAUAUAAGGAUUUGCUCAUUCU
This is a messenger RNA of Panicum virgatum (switchgrass), 1003 nucleotides long. Its product is annotated as chaperone protein DnaJ-like. NCBI's taxonomy places the organism in Eukaryota, Viridiplantae, Streptophyta, Magnoliopsida, Poales, Poaceae. The transcript has 3 exons. The record is from RefSeq and is a predicted model, not a curated record. The coding region runs from base 171 to 752 and encodes 193 amino acids.